AUAGCUCGUUUUUACAAUUACUCUCAUUUCCCAAAAUUAAACCCUUUCUAAAACCCUAAUUCCCUUCCCUCACACUCAGACUCAAUUUCACUGCAAAAAUGGCUGCGAGAUUCAAAGAGCUGAUCAAAAAGUACGGCAAGGUAGGAAUCGUGGUGCAUUGCUCGGUCUCCGCCGCCUCAGUUUCCGGCCUCUACCUCGCGAUUAACAACAACGUCGAUGUGGAGUCCGUGCUCGAGAGGAUCGGAUUGCCUAAUCUAGCCAAGGAUAGAUCCGAUCAUGAUUUCGGAAGCAGCUCCGUUCAGCUCCCGGAAACUGCGGCGAGAGAGAAGAAUCGGACGGCGGCGUCGAGCGGCGGCGCUCUGGCUAUGGCGAUCCUGCUCAAUAAGGCGCUCUUUCCGGUCAGGGUGCCGAUCACGUUGGCCGUCACGCCGGCGGUGGCGCGGUUUUAGGCGAGGCGGAAUCUGAUCGGUAAAAGCCGAUGAAUGAAUCGUUUUGCGUAAAAAUAGCGAUGAAUGGAUAAAUGAAUCGAUAUUUGAUUUGUUGAAUCUGAGAGGAAUGGUUUUUUGUUGAUGUGAUUCUGAAGAUUUGGAUGGUUUUGAUGAUUAAUUUCAUGUUUCUUA
Messenger RNA from Salvia hispanica, 620 nucleotides. RefSeq lists its product as uncharacterized. Lineage: Eukaryota; Viridiplantae; Streptophyta; Magnoliopsida; Lamiales; Lamiaceae. The record is from RefSeq and is a predicted model, not a curated record. Gene Ontology annotation, cellular component: mitochondrion.